GUGAUUGUGUAACAGGAAUUAACAGAAUUACUCAAUGGUGACCUGCGUAAAUGUGUUAAGGUGUGGAUAGUUUUGGGACUUUAAAAGCUAGUAAUUCAUGUAGCAUCGUAACAAAAGUGUAAAGGAGAAUGAGCAAGCCAACAACACCAUCUACUUAUGUCAGGUGUUUAAAACCUGGCAUGUUUCGGAAACUGGCUGAUUUCUUGGACCCUCAGGAUGCCUGGAAGAAAAUUGCAGUGGAUAUUAAAAAAGCAACAGGAGAACCUCGAUAUAACCAAUUUCACAUCCGGAGGUUUGAAGGAUUGCUAGCAAUGGGAAAAAGUCCUACAAUUGAACUUCUUCAUGACUGGGGAACAACAAAUUGUACAGUCAGCGAGCUUGUUGAUAUUUUAUUAAAUAACCACUUUAUUGCACCAGCUAACCUUUUAAUUCCAGAUUCUAUUGAAGAGGACCAAGUUGUUAGGCCAAAUCCUUCUUUUUGUCCUCAAGAGUCAACUGCUGUUGUUGAGCCAGAAAGACAACCUCCAUCUCCAGACAGCACAAGUCCAGCAAUCUCAGAUGAUGGUACUACAGGAUUUUACAACUUUUCCUUUAGUGAACUAAUGAGAUUCACCAAUAACUUUAAUGAGAAGUCCAUUUCAGAAGGAGGAAAUAAACUUGGAGAAGGUGGAUUUGGAGUAGUAUUCCAGGGAUGUUUCAAUAACAAAAUGAUAGCAGUUAAAAAGCUUUCAGCAAUGCCUGAGUAUUCUCUCCAAGAGUUGAAACAACAGUUUAAUCAAGAAAUUAAAACAAUGAUGAUGUGCAGGCAUGAAAACCUUGUGGAGAUGAUUGGGUUUUCUGAUAAAGGAGAACAUCUUUGUGUAGUAUGCACCUACAUGUCAAAUGGUUCUUUGCUUGACAGACUUGCUUGCCUGAAUAGUACCAGUCCUCUGUGUUGGAGUAGAAGAUGCUCCAUUGCCCUGGGAAGUGCCUGUGGUAUUGAAUAUUUACACACCAAUAAACACAUCCACAGAGACAUAAAAAGUGCAAAUAUCUUGCUGGACUCUUUGCUAAUACCAAAGAUUUCAGACUUUGGCCUCACACGGGCAGCAGCAAAGCUGACUUCAACUGUUUUUACUGAAAAAGUUGUUGGCAGCACUGCUUACAUGGCUCCAGAAGCUUUGAGAGGGGAAAUUACAGCGAAGUCAGAUUUGUUCAGCUUUGGAGUAGUUUUACUAGAAAUCAUCUCUGGACUUCCACCUGUUGAUGAAAAUCGUGAGCCACAGUUGCUGCUCGACUUCAAAGUUGAAAUUGAAGAUGAAGAGAUGACAUUGGAGGAGUGUGUCGACAAGAAAAUGGAAGGGUGGAAUAUAGAAUCAGUGGAGAAAAUGUAUUUAAUUGCCAGUCAGUGCCUUCACGAUAAUAAAAACAGACGACCUGACAUUAAAAAGAUUAAAGAUGUGCUUGAAGAGCUUAAUGACACUUGUUAACAGAAAAAGACAGUCACCAGUCAUGGUAUUCUUUGUAAUAAUGUUUUUUAUUUAACUUUUUAGGCAUUCCUUCUUUUUUAUAUUUUUUGGCAACAUAAUUUGGAAAGGGAUGCAUAAUAUACUGUAAAAUGAUGAAGGACUACUAUCAAGGAGUGCCUUAAAUGUGUAGUCAAUUUGUGGUGAUAGUUUGUACUUAGACUUUAUACUUCAUUACACACAAAAAAGGGAUUGUAUUAUUGUUUAUACUUUACAUAAUGCACAAUAAAUAAAUAAUAUAAUUAAGUGAUUAAUAAGUUUCCGGAGGUUAUGACAACAUCCAACCAUUGGUCAGUACAUUUAGAGCUAAUCUACGAUAACCGCAAACAAUUUUAUUUAGCUUCAGCACUAAACUUAUGAUUCACCAUUGGCGAGCAUUUUAAAUCUGUGUAAACUACAAUUAAUCUACCUUUACACAUUUUUCCACCUAUGGGCUUCUAUCAUCCUUAAAUACCAUUUUCAUAUUUUUCAGCUACUACAGUAUUCUCACUGUUUUCCAUUUUGUGUUGCAUUAUUUACACUGUCUCGGUUUAUUCUUAGCACUAUUUAGAUGACUUUUGAAACAAAAUAUUUUGACUUAAUUGCAUUGCAACUCUUGGUGGAGAUGGUGCAAUAAAAUUAUCAAUUUUGGGCAAUAUAUAUUAAAGCUGCUCUUUGAAUAACUUUUAUUUCCGGCCCACAGUUGUGAACAAUAUAUAUGCUUGGUUUAAUACAGCAGCAGAAUUUGUCAAAAUAUUUCAAGUAAAAUUGGUGCCCUUAAGCUUCACUUAAUUUCAGCAGCUCUCGUCUGUACUUUUCUCAUGUUUGCUUAAAGGCUUUGUCAAACUAUAGCUGGUAAAGGGACAAAACAGAAGUGGAGUGUUCUGAUUAUAGCACUUCUGGUUUAAUUUCUUCCAAAUUUUAUUUUUAACUCUAAAGUGCUAAUGUUUAUUUUUGCAAAUAAAUAUAUAACUAUUUAAUAACCUGUAAUUCAAUUUAAUUUAUAGCAGAUGGUUUUGAUUAAGAGUUUUGAUAUUGUUAAGGUAAAUUCCACUUUAUCAGCCAUUUAGAUAUUAAAAAAACACUCAAGAAUCUAUCCAUAUCAUUUUCUAAUCCCACUUAAUCACAUAUCAUAAUUACAUACUGUAUUAUAGUAUAUAUUCUUCAUUUUUCCAUUGCCUUGUGAAAGUGUUCACAGUGUUAAAAAAAUAUUUACCUAAUUCCAAAUGAAUUAAGUUUGUUUCACUGUUCUGCACAACAUGAUCUAAAAAUACAAUGUCAACAAUUACUUAUUCAUCCAUUAGUUUUCUGGCUCCAUUUAAUCAGUGAGUGAUAUGUGGAACCAGAUCCUAUUCAAAUAAUACUGGGCACAAAAAGAAGAACCAGUACCAUACUUUACUGUGUACAGCACUUUAUUAAUUCACAGGGCACCCUUAGUCUGUGAUACAUCUUUCCUAGACUCUGUUGUAGAAAAGUGAGCAUUUCUUAUUUGUGCAUAGAAAUGUCCUCAGUUUAGGAUUUGAAAUUACUGUUUACCUAUUUUUUAAACUACUUUUUCACCUGAGCUGUUAAACCUGAUUGUUUCAUUGAUCUGGCCACUGUCCUUUACUUUCCAUUUCAAGAUAACCUAUUAGUUGGGAGGAUGGCCAGUCUCAUACUCACAAACAUAUUUCAUCUCGAAGUACAGUCAUCCUGGAGUAUGCAGCAGGGGGUGAAGCACAAGUCAGCAGUAAAAAUUUCUGCUCAUACAAAGAUGACUCUGAGUCAUAAGUUAGCCAAGCAAGCAUUGUGGGAUCUGACAGGAAGUUCUCUGAGAAGACUCAAGGAAAUGUGAAUGUGCAAACUUCACACAGAUAGUUACUAGGAAGGAAGUUUAACACAUUUUGUUAAUGGACUUUUGUGUAGAUGUGAGGGAACAAUAAAUCUAUAAAAAUAAAGUAAAAAUCUGAUUGUGUUAUUCUUUUGUUAUUAGAGUCCAUUUCAUAUAGAUGUCCUUUUUGAACUUAAGUUUUUUUGAAUGGUGUAGUUUUUUUCUCUUUGGCAAAAUAUCUGAUGCUUUUUAAAAUGGGCUUGGGGGUUAUGUGUGGACUGCAGUUCUGCUACAGAUUUUUCCAUUGGAUUUAUGCCUGGGCCUGCAUUGGCUGUUCUAGUAUAUUCAUUUUCAUUUACAUUUUUAAAGUGAAUUCAUCCAAUAGACUAACUUCAAUAAAUGAACGAAUUGAUGGAAUUUAUGAUUAGGGAGAUAUGACUGAAGGAAUUGUUUAAAAGCAGGAGGGAGAGAGCAAGUUAUUCUGUGUCAAUUUAAAUUAGAACAUUGUGGGCUGAAUAAAUAUCUGUAUAGAACUGGAAAGGAAUAAAGUAGCUAUUGAGUCCCAUCUUGGUUUGUACAAGUGCAAACCAUAAGCUUUGUGUAUGCACUCUAUUAGCAGUACUUGAUGUUUAAAAGAAGCAGAUUGAGGCACCAUUUAGAACUUGAUACAUUCAUCCCAGUACAUACACGGUAUACUGAAAUGCACACACUGUAUUCUGAAAAACACAAGACAGUACAGUAAAACACACACACCAUAUACUCAGAUUUUGUCACAUGAAUUGCACGUUCAUACAUUAAAUGUAAUCCUUUUUUAAUUUAAUGCAAUACACUUUUGAUUAGCAUAAAACUACUUACUUUGCCAGAUAUUUUCAAUUUAAGAACUGAAAACUUGACGAGGUUGUGAAUUAGGGCUCAGGCAAUGGUCAAUUAUACCAUCCAGUGAUUGGCUGAACACAUAAAUAAAAAUUGACAAUUGGCUCUGAACAGUUUUUAUAAAUUUCCUCAAAGCCACAAACUUAAGCAGCUGAUUUGUUUUGUUUUUUUCUUAAAUCUCACACGCCUCACCAGAAAGCUUUCAAGCAGUAUGAAUCACAGUAGAUGUGUGCGAGAUUCAUUGUUGUGCAUCACAACCCUUUUUCCCCCAGAUCUGAUGGUGGGGAAGAGUAGCUAAAGACUAUUAAAGCGAUAGGGAAUUGCUCUACUUAUCUCACAUCUGGUCUGAGAGGUCACUUUGAACUGCUAGUUUGUGGCACAGCUUAGCAAGUAAAGGUGGCUUUUCUCUUUCUUGAUGAUGAGUCAUUUUCUUUAUAGGAGGAUGUUACAGGGCUCAGAACAUACACUUUGAAACCAGGAGGCCUUGGACCUGGUCUAAUUUUAACCUAAUAUUAGAGAUGAGCCAACACCAACAAUUUUGAGUGAAACUGAAUUUGCUUCCUUUUAUAAAAAUAAUAGCAAAAAUAUGCCAUUCAGCAACCAGUUAAAUUUAUACCACUGAGACAAGAAUUGUGUUUAAUAUAUAUAUAUAUAUAUAUAUAUAUAUAUAUAUAUAUAUAUAUAUAUAUAUAUAUAUAUAUAAGCCUUUAACAGACAAGUGGACUGCACUUCUCCUCAAGCAGCAGGAGUGCCCUGUGGCUAAGAAGAAGCAGUCUAAUCAGCACACCACACACUAAGUUUGAAUGGAAAGAGUACAGGCAUAUUUAUGGCGCCGUGUUUUUAUUGAUCUUUUAGGUAGUACACUAUCCUUAAACUGACCUGCUGAAUGAUUUUGCUUUAAAGCUGGUCAUUUGCAUUAUGAAAUAACUGCUUGCACUGUAGGUCACUAUUCCCUAGGCUAAUGCAACUUGACAGUGACAUUAUAAUUUUUUAUAGCGUUUGCACACAUGAUAUGGAAAGGCAAAAUAUGUGCUAACAAGGCACAAUGAAACAGAACGAAGUAUGACAUUUUUCCUGUAAUGCACCUCAAGUAUUCUGCAGUACAUGAAUAUAUUUGCAAUCUAUAGCCAUCUCUCCAUCGCCCAACCUGACCCACCAACCGGUGAUGAUAAUGUACAUUGUGUAAUCCUAUUGUUAAUUUGUGCAUGCUGUGCUAGAUGUUUUAUCACAGAGGUAUUUUAGCUCCUAGUGUAUGUUCUGUUAAGAAUGGUUUAUGUCAAUAACAAUUUUUAAGCAUUUCCCUGAACUACUUAAUGCUGCCUUUGUG
Molecule: messenger RNA, 5494 nt
Organism: Polypterus senegalus (gray bichir)
Lineage: Eukaryota; Metazoa; Chordata; Cladistia; Polypteriformes; Polypteridae
Gene: irak4
Product: interleukin-1 receptor-associated kinase 4
Exons: 12
Coding region: 129-1469 (446 amino acids)
Biological process (GO): signal transduction; protein phosphorylation
Cellular component (GO): plasma membrane
Molecular function (GO): protein serine/threonine kinase activity; magnesium ion binding; ATP binding
Source: RefSeq, a predicted model, not a curated record